This is a messenger RNA of Carassius carassius (crucian carp), 2049 nucleotides long. RefSeq names its product zinc finger DHHC-type palmitoyltransferase 23b (gene zdhhc23b). Gene Ontology annotation, cellular component: endoplasmic reticulum; Golgi apparatus. Gene Ontology annotation, molecular function: protein-cysteine S-palmitoyltransferase activity. Lineage: Eukaryota; Metazoa; Chordata; Actinopteri; Cypriniformes; Cyprinidae. Gene Ontology annotation, biological process: peptidyl-L-cysteine S-palmitoylation; protein targeting to membrane. The transcript has 5 exons. The record is from RefSeq and is a predicted model, not a curated record. Bases 411 to 1670 code for a protein of 419 amino acids.
UGAGCAUCAAGUAAAGUUUUAAAUUGGAGGAAAUGAAAGGGUUAUUUUGUGCUGACGUCAGAAGACUGGGCUAAGGAUCGUUUCCAUUCGCCGCCAGUCACAUACACAGGGCGGUCAAACGCGCGUGCUGCGCUCUGCUGCUGUUUGUUACGCGACUUCCUGGUGCUCUUUGUAGUAAACUUCGUAGUAAUGGGCUGCUUUUUGUAGUUUUAUUUGGAAACUCUUCGUAAUCUCUGUGAAGUGAAUGGCUAACUAAGCUAUAAUGGGUAAAAAGACUCGAAUGUUCCACAACAGAAAAUGAGACUGACAGCUGACGCUCAUAAUGACAGGAGGAACUGCUUCUGUGAUAUGAACGUUUUGUACUGAAUUCAGCAUCUUCUCUCAUCUUCAUUUUAUCGGCUGUUUCCAUCAUGAAGCAGAGAAGCUGUCGCACACUAGAUCAGGAUGAUCCUCUGUGCUGUUGUGAGUACAUCGAUCAUCAUGGCGGACGCAGUCACAUGGCAGCAUGCUGCUGUGACUGUGAGGAUUUGGAUGAGGCUUGUGACAGAUGGAUGAAGAAGAAGCCUCAAAGUCAAGACUCUCUGUCCCGGGUUAUAGCUACGAUCAAUGAUCGUCUGCGGGUGCCCUGGAUAUCUGGAGCCCGACAAUUUGAUAUAUCAGUGAUCCCUCCUCUUAUUCUGCUUCCUGUUUUUUUGCACAUUGCAGCUUUGCACUACCUGCUGGGUAUUUUAGUGCUAACAGCAAUGCCCAUCAUGAUCCUUUGGUACUACUAUUUCACUCACCGAAAGAAAGGACGCACGUUAUUCUUCCUCAGCCUCGCACUCUUCUCCCUCUUCUACAUGUUCUACCUCUUCAUCACCGAAGUCGUUCCUCGAGGUGAUGUGAAACAUCUUCAGAUGGCCGCUGUGACGGCGGGUGUUGCUCUUACAGUCAUUUCUCUCAUAAUCACUAAGAGAGGGCCGGGCUACGUCACGCUUUGUCCAAAUGACACUCAUAGUACAGUGACCUAUCACAAACCUCCUCCUGAUGUAGAUGCUGCCUAUCUAAAUGGAGCACAGCACCAGGUGGUGAUAGCCAAUCACGAACAAACUGGUGAAUCUGAGUCAGCACAGCAAGGUGUUCAGAGGAGGAACUGGUGUGCCGCAUGCAGAGUGGUGCGGCCCCCAAGAGCGGGACACUGCAAGAUCUGUGGAGUCUGCGUCCUGCGUCUGGACCACCACUGUGUCUGGAUCAACAGCUGUGUGGGGCAGGCCAAUCACCGCAGUUUCCUCCUGACACUUGUUUUCUUUCUGCUGACGUCGCUGUAUGGGAUCAGUUUGGUUCUUCGAAGUGUGUGUCCCGACCAGAAUGUAAUGACUGCACUCUUCUACUGUCCUGACGUCUACAGCCAGUUCAGCUCUGCUCUGUGUUUCACCUGUGCCUGGUACAGCAGUAUUGUGACGGGAGGUUUGCUGCACCUGCUGUUCUUACAGCUCAUCAACGUCAGCUUCAAUGUGACCGAACGAGAGGCGCGUCUGGCUCUGAGAGAGAAAACCGCUCGCAGCCUUCUCUGGGGCCUGAUCAUUGAUACCGGCGUUUACUCACGAGGCUUCUGUACUAACUGGAUUGAAUUCAUGACCAUGAGCAAGGAUUCAGAGCCAUCAAACCAUAAACCAUCAGAUCUGGUAUAGAAAUUCAACUGUCAGACUCUGCUGAUGGAAAAACUAUUGAACUGGUCUUAAAAGCUCAAAAACUCUUAUUUAAUACAGUGUAGAAUAAUGUUGUGCUACUUAAUGUCUUUAACAUCCAUUCCAUAGUCAGUUUUAUGGCUCUAAAUAUUGUGCUCAAGGUCUCAUCAAGAGUCAGUUGAAUAGUGUGGAUCACUAGAUGGCAGUAUUGUAGUAUGUUACACUUCUACCAGUGUAUUUCAACAUCAAGUACACCAAUAUUCAGGUAUACCGGUAGUUAGUUUUUGCACAACUUAUAAUAACUGAUUAUAUUAUUAUUAUCAUAUUAUAUUAUAAAGGUUUCACUAAAUAUUAAAUAAUUAUUUGAUUAAUAUUAAGAAUU